This is a messenger RNA of Aspergillus clavatus NRRL 1, 3696 nucleotides long. RefSeq names its product putative RNA helicase-like splicing factor (HRH1). NCBI's taxonomy places the organism in Eukaryota, Fungi, Ascomycota, Eurotiomycetes, Eurotiales, Aspergillaceae. Gene Ontology annotation, cellular component: catalytic step 2 spliceosome; intracellular anatomical structure. Bases 1 to 3696 code for a protein of 1231 amino acids. The transcript has a single exon. Gene Ontology annotation, molecular function: ATP binding; RNA binding. The record is from RefSeq and is a predicted model, not a curated record. Gene Ontology annotation, biological process: spliceosomal complex disassembly.
AUGGACGAUCUCCAGUCCUUAGAGCUUUUUUCGCUCGUGUCGCGAAUUACGGGUGAGCUCCAGAAUCACUUAGGCGUCAGUGACAAGACACUCGCUGAGUUCGUGAUUGACCAGCAUCUAUCAUGUGGUUCGUUUGCCGAAUUCAAGGGCAAGUUGGAGGAUAUGGGUGCGGAGUUCCCCCAGAGUCUGAUGGAGAGUAUCGAUCGCCUGGUUCUUACCAUGCACCCGAAAUACAAAGCGAAGAAGUCAGAAACUACAAACGAUACGGCGGAGGGGAAUGGGGACAUGGAUGUGCUCGAUGCUCUCGAGAAGAAAGCACGUGUCUUCAAAGGGCUCGCCGUUCCAGACAAGCAACAGCAUUGGGAUGAAGAGGAUCACAUUCGAAACCGAGAUGUUGAUGAGAGCGACACGAAGGCUGGUGCCAUGGACGACACAUUUGCCAUGUUGGAGGGACUAGCAGGAAAGGCCCAGGAAGAAAAGGGUCGCUCUACGCGAGACGAGCGUGUCAGCAGAAAGAGAAGCAGAAGCCCAGAUCACAAUGAGUACAGCCGUGGUCGCAGGCGCGACGCCAGAUAUCGCUCCCGGUCCCGGUCGCGCAGCCCGUACUACAGCAAGAGAGAUAACGAAGUCGAUGAAUUCGGCCGAUCAACGAGCAAGUACAAUUCUCGGGACGAUGAACUUCGUAGCGGGCGCAGCGAACGGAGGCGGCUGCAUAACCGCGACGACGAUGACGACUAUUUUCGCAAACCUCCCCCGGUCGAACUGGACGAUCAACCUAUACUCUACAAGAUCUAUGAUGGAGUCGUUACCGGAGUCAAAGACUUUGGCGCCUUUGUGAAUCUCAAAGGGGUGAAAGGCAAAGUGGAUGGUUUGGUGCAUGUCUCCGCAAUGCUAGAAGGGGCACGAGUCAACCAUCCCUCUGAUUUAGUAUCACGAGGCCAACCAGUCAAGGUCAAGGUCAUCAGCAUACAAGGCUCGCGUAUUGGCUUAUCGAUGAAAGAAGUGGAUCAAGUCACUGGCCUUGAUCUUAUUCCUCAAAAGCGCAUCGCAUCAGGUGCCAACUUGGAGCGACUUGAAGGUGUCUCUGGAAAAGAUAGAUACGGAAAUUUAAGCUCGGAGGUGCCAGUAAUCGAGGAUCACGACGGGAAGCCCAUGAAGAGCCGUAAACGAUUGACCUCGCCGGAAAGAUGGGAGAUAAAACAACUCAUUGCAUCUGGUGCAGUCUCGGCCGCUGACUAUCCUGAUAUUGACGAAGAGUACCAUUCCACUUUGACUGGCGAGGGUGCUUUUGAGGAAGAAGAAGAUGUUGAUAUUGAAGUUCGCGACGAAGAACCUCCUUUCCUGGCCGGUCAAACGAAGAUGUCUUUGGAACUCUCCCCUAUCAGGGUUGUCAAGGCUCCUGACGGCUCCAUGAACCGUGCUGCGAUGGCAGGUACGAAUUUAGCCAAGGAACGAAGAGAUUUGAGACAGCAAGAGGCUCAGGAUAAGGCCGCAGAACAAGCGGCUGAGGUUGAUCUCAGUGCACAAUGGCAAGAUCCCAUGGCAGGUCCGGAUCAGAGGAAGUUUGCAGUUGAGUUACGGAACGCUCAACAACCUAAACCCGACGAUGCGGUGCCCGAGUGGAAGAGAGUCACAAUGGGCAAAAAUCAGUCGUUCGGCAAGAGGACAAACAUGUCAAUCAAACAACAGCGGGAGAGCUUGCCAGUUUACAAGUUUCGCGAACAGCUGCUUGACGCUGUUCGUGACAAUCAGCUGUUAAUUGUUGUUGGAGACACUGGAUCAGGGAAGACUACCCAGGUCACACAGUAUUUGGCGGAGGCAGGAUACGCGAACAAUGGCAUCAUCGGUUGCACUCAACCUAGACGUGUCGCAGCAAUGUCGGUUGCCAAACGAGUGGCAGAAGAAGUUGGUUGCCGACUGGGUGCCGAGGUCGGAUACACGAUUCGUUUCGAGGAUUGUACCAGUCCUGAAACCAAGAUAAAAUACAUGACCGACGGUAUGCUUCAGAGAGAGGUUCUGCUGGAUCCUGAUCUGAAGAGGUAUUCCGUGAUCAUGCUGGAUGAGGCUCACGAGCGGACUAUCGCUACUGAUGUGCUCUUUGGACUCUUGAAGAAGACAAUCAAGCGAAGGCCUGAUCUUCGGCUCAUCGUUACAUCAGCCACUUUGGAUGCCGAGAAGUUCUCUGAGUACUUCAACAAAUGCCCCAUUUUUUCGAUUCCCGGUCGUACUUACCCUGUUGAGGUCAUGUAUUCGAAAGAGCCUGAACCUGAUUAUCUGGACGCGGCUCUCAUUACAGUGAUGCAGAUUCACCUGACAGAGCCGGCAGGCGAUAUCCUUCUUUUCUUGACAGGACAGGAGGAGAUUGACACAGCCUGUGAGAUUCUAUAUGAGCGGAUGAAGGCUCUUGGCUCAACAGUACCCGAGCUGGUUGUUCUUCCAGUUUACUCUGCCUUGCCCAGCGAGAUGCAGAGUAGGAUCUUCGAGCCUGCACCACCAGGUGGUAGAAAGGUGGUUAUCGCAACAAAUAUUGCUGAGACUUCGAUUACAAUUGAUAACAUCUACUAUGUCAUUGACCCUGGCUUUGUCAAGCAGAAUGCUUAUGAUCCCAAGCUUGGCAUGGACUCUCUGGUGGUGACACCCAUUUCCCAGGCACAGGCCAAACAACGAGCUGGUCGUGCAGGAAGAACUGGCCCAGGAAAGUGCUACCGUCUGUACACCGAAGCAGCUUACCAGUCGGAAAUGCUACCCACGACAAUUCCUGAAAUUCAGCGUCAGAACCUCUCGCAUACCAUUCUCAUGCUCAAGGCCAUGGGUAUCAACGACUUGCUUCAUUUCGACUUCAUGGACCCUCCUCCUACAAACACCAUGCUUACUGCGUUGGAAGAGCUCUAUGCUCUAUCUGCCCUUGAUGAUGAAGGUCUUUUGACAAGGUUGGGCCGUAAAAUGGCAGACUUCCCGAUGGAGCCAGCUCUAGCCAAGGUCCUCAUUGCAUCAGUGGACAUGGGUUGCUCUGAGGAAAUGUUGAGUAUCGUCGCUAUGCUGUCGAUCCAGUCGGUAUUCUAUCGCCCGAAGGAGAAGCAGCAACAGGCAGAUCAGAAGAAAGCCAAAUUUCACGAUCCGCAUGGUGAUCAUUUGACUUUGCUCAAUGUAUACAACGGGUGGAAGAACUCCAAAUUCAACAACGCAUGGUGUUUCGAGAACUUCAUACAGGCACGUCAAAUUCGUCGGGCACAGGAUGUCCGACAACAACUUAUGGGUAUUAUGGACCGAUACCAUCACAAGAUCGUCUCAUGCGGAAGAAAUACGGUGAAGGUACGGCAAGCCCUGUGUACUGGAUUCUUCAGGAACGCAGCCCGAAAAGACCCUCAGGAAGGCUACAAGACUCUGGUCGAAGGUACACCGGUCUACAUGCAUCCUAGUUCUGCGCUAUUUGGCAAGCCGGCAGAGCAUGUCAUCUAUCAUACCCUCGUGCUUACCACGAAGGAAUACAUGCACUGUACUACCGCCAUCGAGCCUAAAUGGCUAGUCGAGGCCGCACCGACCUUCUUCAAAGUGGCGCCCACCGAUCGCCUCUCGAAGCGCAAGAAGGCAGAGCGUAUUCAACCACUGCAUAAUCGCUUCGCGGGAGAAGAUGAUUGGCGUCUUUCCGCACAACGCCGCCAAGGAAGGGGUGGUGGUGGAGGUACAUGGGGUUAA